ACCCACGUUUGGAAAACAUAAAAAUACAACAUCAAAAACAAUGUACUUUUUACACUCUAUAUCAAACCACCUCGUUUUGGUCCCAAUCUUGGCCCUGGUGGCCACACAAGUGCUCCUUAUACGCAGCGUUUCGUCUUUAAACAUGACCAAUUCGUAUCUAAACCACAAAUGCUUAGUCAGUCAAGGGAAAUACAAGCCGGGAAGUGUGCAUGAGAAAAGCCUAGAAGCUAUCAUCCAUUCCAUCUCGGUUGGUGAAAAUAUCAAUAGCGGUUAUGACAUGAUGUCUUUUGGUGACGGUCCAGAUCUAAUCUGCGUUAUCCUCCAGUGCCGUGGUGACUCCUAUGGGUCCAAGUGCCGCUCCUGCUUUGCCUCAGCCAUGGCCGGGCUUCGUAGGAGAUGUCCGAGAUAUAAAGGGGGAAUAAUAUGGUUCGACCAAUGUCUUCUCGAGAUAUCUUCGAUCGAUACUGUAGGGCAGCUCAAUUACGAUGACAGUUUUUGUAUGUCCAACGCGAAGAAUGUGGGAGAUAAUCCAUAUUUAUUCAUACUGAAGUGGGAUACUCUCUUCGACAAUAUAUCACAUAUAGCCAUCACUGAAAAGAAUAAAAAUUUAAAAGAUGCCAACAAACCGGCACUAUACGGGGCGGGGGAGAAGAGGCUCGGGACAAAGAGGAAGAUGUAUGGAAUGGUUCAGUGUACGGAUGACUUAUCUGUUAAGGCUUGUCAAGAGUGUCUGGUUUCUAAUAUCUUGAAGUUUCAAGAUUGCUGGAAAAGUGGUAAACGCGGUGCGAGAGUUUUGGGUAGGAGCUGUAACUUUAGCAUGAUGGCCUUCGGUGAUGAACCUGAUAUGGUCUCCGUCACCUUCCUCUGCCGUGGCGACUCUUACGGACCCAAGUGCCGUUCCUGUUUUGCCACCGCCCAAUCUGAGCUUCGUAAGAGAUGUCCGAGAAACAAGGGGGGAAUAAUAUGGUACGACCAUUGUCUUGUCGAGUUUUCUUCGUCCGAUACUACAGGGCAGAUCAAUUACGAUGAUGGUUUCUGUAUGCCGAGCGCGAAGAACGUUAGCGGUGAUCGGAUUUCUUUCGAAAAGUCGUUAUUGGUUCUCAUCAGCGAUCUGACACGUAUAGCCGUCACUAAAAAACAGAAGCCGCCGCUGUAUGCGGCUGGGGAGAAGAGGCUGGGGAAGAAGAAGUUGUACGUAAUGGUGCAGUGUAUGCUUGACUUAUCUGAGAAGGGUUGUGAGGAGUUCAAUCAAGGGAAAUACAAGCCGGGAAGCCAGCACGAGAAAGCCCUCAAUGAUAUCAUACAAAGCUUUUCAAAAGAUUCGGAAGGUUUUCAUACCGGUUUCAGCAUGGAGGCCUAUGGUAAAGAGCCUGAUAUAGUCGCCAUCACCUACCAGUGCCGUAUCGAUUCUCGCUGGCCCAAGUGCCACUCCUGCGUUGUCACCGCCGGUUCUGAGCUUCUUCGUAAGAGAUGCCCGAGAGAUAAAGGGGCAAUAAUAUGGUACGAUCAAUGUCUUGUGGAGUUUUCUUCGUUAGAUACUUUUGGGCAGAUCAAUUACGACGACAACUUCUGUAUGCCCAGCACGAAAAACCUGAUCGGCGAUUCAAUUUCUUUUGAAGAAAGGUUGCGUCUCCUCGACAAUCUGACAGAGAUGGCCGUCACGAAAAUAGAUAGAAACAUAAAAGGUAUAAAAAAAGCAGUCCUGUAUGCGGCGGGGGAGAAGAGACUCGGGAAGAAUAAUCUCUACGGAAUGGUGCAGUGCUCGGGUGACUUAUCUGUUCAGGGUUGUAAUGAGUGUAUGACAUAUUAUACAGUGCAUUUUCAAAAUUGCUGGAAAAGUAAACAAGGAGUAAGAGUUUUAAGUAGAAGCUGUAACUUUAGGUAUGAGCUUUACCCUUUUAUCAACCCCAAGGGUCCUUACUAUACCAAGUUCUAAAGAAAUUUGAAUAUGUUGCUUUUAGAAUAUUUUUCUUUUCUUUUUAACUUCAAAUUUCCCAUUAUUUAAGGUGAAUUGUUUUUUCUAUUAUUUAGUAAAAUAUCAUAUGAUGU
Arabidopsis arenosa is the source of this 2049-nucleotide messenger RNA. Lineage: Eukaryota; Viridiplantae; Streptophyta; Magnoliopsida; Brassicales; Brassicaceae. The record is from the annotation of a GenBank genome assembly.